ACUCCGCUCGAGACGGUCGUGAAUCGGCUGAGACCCAUAUGGUGUAUGGCAUAGUAUACUACUAUAUCUGGCAAUAUCCGAAAGAAAGGUGCGCAUGCGCAUGGAAAGCGGGAAAAGCAAGAAAAGCGGCUAAAGCGAGUGGUGUGUUCUGCAAGACGGAGCGUGAAGUGCGGCAUUGUUUGCAUUUUGAUAUUAUUGUUAUUCGUAUUUUGUUUUGUUUGUAUUGUGUUUGCUUUGGCUAAAUGCGGAUAAAUAUGCGGAAAACCUAAUCCGCCGAAUCGUAACAAUAAGCGACGUUAACUGAGUAUCGAUUACCACUACCGAGUGGUGUGACACUUUUCCGCGGCGCAAAAAACAGGUUGUUUUGCCAUUAUUAUAGACAGCAGACAGCAGCCAGCAGGCAGCACCUAGGGCACAUUGGCUCGCUGCCCGGUUCACCUGUUCGCCAGUUCACCUGGAUACUCCUGGACACCCCGGAUCACCUGGCUGGUGGUCAUGCUGCCUUGCUGUUGCACAUAAAGAAAGCGGGACGAGAAGCUGAAAGGUCUGCGUGAGAGGCGAAUCCGCGACAGCGGACCAAGCGGAGGGCAGUGAUCUGAUCCUGGUGCCGAUCCAGGUUCCAAUCCAACCCAGAGCCAGAGCCAGGAUGUCGGACAUCUACUACUGCAGCAACAGCCAGAUGAAAAAAUCGCGCGACGCGGAUAAAUCAUCCGCCACGUUGGCGGCCACCAAUACCAAUGCAAAUUUAAAUGCGGCCAAUAUGGCGGCCGCUGAUAAGAAGAACAACAACAACAACUGCAGCAAUCGCAACAAAGACAAGAGCAUGCAAGCGAACGGUAAAAAUUGGAAGGGCAUUGUCCAGAGCAAUCCCAAUCCAAGUGGUAAUGGUGGUGGUGGAGUCGGCGUGGGCACCACCGCGCAACCGCCAAAGGUUUUCCACAACACCCGAUGCACAAGGCACCACAAACCGCACCACAGUCACGGCAAUGGAUUGCCAGCUUCCGUGGGAGGAGGAUUGGGUGGAUUGGGAGGAGGAGUAGCCUCCUCCAAUGGACCAUCGUUGGAGACGCCACAGCAGCGGGAAAGGGAGCGAGAAAGGGAUCGCGAGCGGGAUCGUGAGCGGGAUCGUGAGCGGGAUAGGGACAGAGAGCGAGAGCGGGAGCGGAACAUGGAACGAGAGCGGGAACACCACCUCCACAUGCACCAGCACCAGCACAAUCACGGCCUGAGGAGAAAGUCCGAGUCCGUCCUGUCCACCGAUUCGGACAUCCGCUUCACCCGCCGGAAACUGGGCGAUGGCCAAAAGUGCGGUUGCGCCGUCAUCGCCGGAUUCCUCAUCGCCCUCCUCGUCGCCGGAGUCUUUGUCUACGUGGGAUACACCUAUUUCCGGCCGGAGCCGCUGCCGGAUCGCGUGUUCCGCGGCCGCUUCAUGGUGCUGAACGACAAGUGGAGCAUGGAGCUGGCCAACCAGAACUCGAUGAGGUUCCAGCACAAGGCCCGCGACUAUCGGGAACGGAUCAAUCUCACCCUGCGUCGGUCUGAUCUGCGUGAGGCAUACGAGGGCAGCGAGAUAUUGGCACUGGACGGCAGCGAGGACAACAACAACAUAAUCGUGCACUUCAACAUGAUAUUCGAUCCGUACGCGGGUCUGGUGAGCAGUGGCGACCUGCUGGCCCUGUUCCACGAGGAGAUGACCCAGCCGCCGCAGCAGCGCCGCCAUUUCGCCAACAUGACGGUGGACGUGGCCAGUCUGAGUAUCAAGGAGACGACGGGCCUGAUCGAGGAGCCGGUGAUGUCCAGUUCGCCGCUGGGCGGACACGAUGAGACCACCGAGCCGGUGGUGACCACCACUCCGGCUCCGCCGCGUCGCUGUUCGCCGCUGGAGCUGACCUACUGCCGCCAGGUGGGCUACAACAUCACCACCUAUCCGAAUCUGCUGGGCCACGCCAGCUACGAGCAGCUGGCGCAGGAUGUCAUCGUGUUCCGGGAACUGGUCGACGGGGAGUGCCACCGGGAGGCCUACGAUUUCGUGUGCCGCCUGCUCCAGCCGCCGUGCGACACCCACGGCGCCGAUUUGCAGCCCACGCCGGGCCAGAUUUGCCGCGAGUACUGCGAGUCCUUUAUGGCCGGGUGCGGCAGUCGACUGCCGCAGCGGUUCCGGCACUUCUUCGACUGCGAACGCUUCCCGGAGUCCACGGGCACCCAGUCCUGCCACCAGAAGCCGCACUGCGUCAGCGACAUGCAGUCCAAUGUCCAGAGUCCCCGGCUCUGCGACGGCUAUGCCGAUUGCCCGGAUCUCUCCGACGAACGCAGCUGCGCCUUCUGCUCCCCCAACGCCCUCUACUGUGGGCGUGGCCGGGCUUGUGUGCCGCGCAAGGCGCGAUGCGACGGAAAAGCCGACUGUCCGGACGGAGCCGACGAGAAGGACUGCCUUUCCAUAGCUCCACUGGCCGCCGAUCUGUUGCAUCCAGAGCCCCUGGUUCCGUACCUCCCCCGCUUCCAUUCCGCCGGAUACGCCGUCUUCUCCGAAAAGGGAGUUGUGGGCAAGCUGUGCGCCGAGGGUCUGGAAGGCGAUGCCAAGCUGGUGGUGCGCCAAACCGUCUCCGAGUCACUCUGCAAGUCCCUGGGAUACGAAUCCGUGGAAAUCUUCGAUGUGCAGAACGACACGGAGCAGUUGAGCGACUACGUCCGAGUGCUAGAUCCCCAUGCGCCAGAGAUCAGCUUCAUCCGGACGCACUGCCCCCGGCGGCAGGUGCUCUACGUGGGAUGCGGCGAGCUGCGGUGUGGCGUCCAGUCGGCGCUCUUCAACGCCAAGCAGCACCUGGCGCUGCCGAAGAUGUCGGCGCCCGGGGAUUGGCCCUGGCUGGUGGCCCUGUUCCGCGAGGACAUCCACGUGUGCGACGGCACCCUGAUCUCGCAGGACUGGGUCCUCACCACCGAGGGCUGCUUCCAGGGCCAGCCGCGUGCCACCUGGAUGGCCAUUGUGGGCGCAGUGCGUCUGUCGGCCAAGGCACCGUGGACGCAGCGGCGCCGCAUCAUCGGCAUGAUCAAGAGUCCCGUGGAGGGCUCCACGGCGGCACUGGUGCGCCUGGAGACGCCGGUCAACUACUCGGACCAUGUGCGACCCAUCUGCCUGCCCGAUGCCCUGCAGCGGCGCCUGCUCCAGCAGCCGCCGGCCCAGAGGAGAUCCCAUGUCGUCCCGGUGGCCGAGCGACUGGAGGGCCAGCAGCUGGUGCCGCGCAAUCGACUGGCCCAGGAGAACCAGCAGUUCUUCCUCAUCCCAUCGCAGGAGCAGCUGGACAGUUCCACGGAGAACCAUGGAGAGGAGGAGGAUCAGGAUGAGCAGGAGGAUCACUUCGGGGCCCGGGCGGCCGCCUCCUACAUGCCGAAAGCGGAGGCUCUGCACCAGGAACUGGAUGCCUAUCCCCUGCCAGAUCAUGCGCCGCAGGUGAACUACUACGGCGGCAGCUCCUCCUCCUCCUCGGGAGCCACUGUCACAUCCUCGUCAUCGGCCUCAUCCGCCCGCACGGCCACCAAGGCUCCUGUCUCGGUGGCGGUGGUUCCGGCUGCCCAGGAGCAGAUCUGGACAAACUGCAAUACUCUGGGCUGGUCCCGGCAGCGGGAUCAUUUACAGCGCGUCCAGCUGAAGAUCGGCGACAUGGCGCCCUGCGAGAAUGUGUCCAUCGCCACCGUGAACUCCAUGUGCAUGGAGGCCACCUACCAGAAGUACGACUGCACGCAAGAGGAGUACUCGGGAGCACCCGUUCAGUGCCUGAUUCCCAACACGAAUCAGUGGGCCCUCAUCGGGGUCUCCUCCUGGCGGAUCGCCUGCGGACCCACGGGCGUAGAGCGGCCCAGGAUGUACGACAAGAUCGCCUCGAAUGCCGCCUGGAUUCGCGAGACGAUCAGCGCGGUAUAGUCCCCUGGGGCGGCGCCACGCCCCCUCAGCAUUUGUGUAGAAAACGGAACCGAACUCACUGGGUAUUAUGUGUGUAGCAACCAAUUUUAAGCAUAUGUAACUAACCUGCUCUAAUGUUACUCGAACCUAACUCUAUGCUAAAACUAUUCUUAAAACGUCCUUUUUUUUUUGCUGUUUUGUGUAAUAUUUAUUAACUAUGUUGUAAUUGUAUGUUAAAAAUGUCGAAAAGGAAGCAAAUUUAGUUGUUAGAAAUUACGUUUAGCUGUUUGUAGAAAGAUAUUGUUGAAUAAAAUGAAAUCGCCUAAAA
Messenger RNA from Drosophila gunungcola (fruit fly), 4226 nucleotides. RefSeq lists its product as uncharacterized. The record is from RefSeq and is a predicted model, not a curated record. Lineage: Eukaryota; Metazoa; Arthropoda; Insecta; Diptera; Drosophilidae. The coding region runs from base 647 to 3919 and encodes 1090 amino acids. The transcript is spliced from 8 exons. Gene Ontology annotation, molecular function: serine-type endopeptidase activity; protein binding. Gene Ontology annotation, biological process: proteolysis.